ACAAAAGAGAAAACAAUUGGUAAGAUUUGAGAACUGGGGAACUAUUUUUCAUUUUAGUCGAUUUUGCCAAAAAUAAAACAGACACCCAUGCAUGCGUGGCUACAAUUCCAAAUUCAGUUUUUGGGUCAGAAUGUACUAAAAAUAGCCAAAAACUUGUGGAUUCAUUGCAUGUAGUCACCAUUUCGUCACUUUCGUUUGGCUUUGGCCUUGUAUAAAAGAAAGAAAGAAAAAAGAUCUCUAGGUGGUGAUUUUUCUAUUUAUUUAUUUAUUUUUAUUUGUCAUCAGUCACAGAGCAGAACAAGAAUCUUUCAGAAAUAAGAAACGUUUCAGACCACCAAGUGUUGGGAGGAAGAAGCAGAAAGAGGAAAAAGGUGUGCCAUUGCAACUCAUUAUCCCUCGUACAUAAAAAAAUUCCACUUUUCUCCCCUUUUGGUGUUUAAAAAAUAAUCUCUUCUUAAACAGGUAAUCUGGGGCCAGCUUUUGAACAAGGAAUACCUUUUGGAAUUAGAGGCAGAACUAAGGACACGAGGUAAUUUUGGGCUGAUUCUUCUUUGAAAGUUUUGGGGAAUAAUGGAGGGGUCUAUCGAGCUACAUUGUUAGAUGAUUAGAUGAUGACAAUCAUAUGCCAUCCAUGAUUUUGAUGCUUUAUUUUUAUGGAAGAUUAGCUCUUUGGAUAUUCCUCAAUUUCUUCGAGUUAAAAAUAAUAACCUUUUUUUAAAAAAUUUACUACAUUGUUUCUGUAACAUCACAAUGCCCUUUGCGAGAAUAUUGUUUCUUUGUUUCUAUUUUAGAAGUUGCAUUCAAGUUGAUGUGUUUUCUUAUGGUGCAUUGUGGGCCUUUGGUGUCAGUCUCAAGUAAAAUAGUGGCUAUAUUCAAUCAAACAUGGUAUUCUUAUGGUGAAGUCUUCUAUUACUACGAAACUCUCGUGCUGUUGGAUUCCUUAAGGCUCUUUGUGGUCCUCAGGUAAAAAAAGAAAAAUCUAUAAAGUAACCAAAAAUGUGAAAGAAUUUUGUCUAGCAAUUUUAGGUCAUUAGGAACCACUUCAUUCUAAAUUUCUGUCUGUUUUUUUGUGUAUAUAUACGAAGGAACUCGGCUGCUAAUUUCCACAUCCAUUUUCCUUCUCCAUUUCAACUAGGGGUCAGCUUUUAUUUGUCUAUAAUUCCUGAUAUGAAGUUUUGUUAAUAUUGAUUUAGUGUUUUGAAGUGUAUUAUGUAUACACGUGUUGUGAUCGCUGUUUGAUUAAGUUAAGAAUUGUUUAUGUUUAUGUAUGCUUAUGGUAUUUUCUUAUCAAGUUCUUUCAAAUUCAGGUGACAAUUAAGUACAAGUUCAAAUGAAUAAGAGAGAGAAUUCAACCACCGAGGAGGGACCUGAAACAAAGGAGGACAAUACAAGUUUGACAUCACCAAAUGAUCAAGAACAAGAUGAGCCAUACAUUCACAAAGUUGGGGUUCCACCAAAGCAAAAUCUCUUGAAAGAAAUCAAGUCCGGAGUGAAAGAAACAUUUUUCCCAGAUGAUCCUCUGCGUUCAUUUAAGGAUCAAACCAAGGCGCGGAAAUUUAUUCUCGGCAUCCAGGCUGUUUUCCCUAUACUUGAAUGGGGAAGAGAUUACAAUUUGACUAAGUUCAGAGGAGAUCUUCUUGCUGGACUCACUAUUGCUAGUCUCUGCAUUCCUCAGGAUAUUGGGUAUGCAAAGCUUGCAAAUUUGGAUCCGCAAUAUGGAUUAUACUCAAGUUUUGUUCCACCAUUAAUUUAUGCACUUAUGGGUAGCUCGAGAGAUAUAGCCAUUGGUCCAGUUGCUGUUGUUUCUCUCUUGUUGGGAACACUAGUUCAAGCUGAAAUCGAUUCCACUACUAACCCAGAAGCAUACAGGCGGCUGGUAUUUACAGCUACAUUCUUUGCAGGCAUAACACAAGCCACUCUUGGGUUUCUGAGGCUGGGAUUCCUAAUUGACUUCUUGUCCCAUGCUGCCAUCGUUGGCUUCAUGGGUGGAGCUGCCAUCACCAUUGCUCUCCAACAACUCAAAGGCUUUCUUGGCAUAAAAAAAUUCACAAAGAAAACAGACAUUAUCAACGUUAUGCAGUCGGUAUUCGGCUCAAUCCAACAUGGAUGGAACUGGCAGACAAUAGUCAUUGCAGCAACCUUUCUUUUCUUUCUUCUAUUUGCAAAAUUCGUUGGAAAGAAGAACAAGAGGCUCUUUUGGGUGCCUGCAGUUGCUCCCCUGACAUCUGUUGUUCUGUCAACCCUUUUGGUUUACAUUACUCAUGCAGAGAAGGAAGGAGUUGCAAUUGUGAAACACAUAGACCAAGGAAUCAAUCCCCCAUCUGUGAAAGAAUUAUAUUUCUCAGGUGAAUACCUUGUAAAAGGGUUUAAGAUCGGUGUCGUGGCGGGCAUGAUAGCAUUGACGGAAGCCAUUGCUAUAGGAAGAACGUUUGCUUCAAUGAAGGACUAUCAAAUUGAUGGGAACAAGGAAAUGGUGGCAAUGGGGUUCAUGAAUGUUGUUGGCUCAAUGACUUCCUGCUAUGUAGCAACAGGUUCGUUCUCUCGAUCAGCCGUAAAUUACAUGGCUGGCUGCCAAACUACAGUUUCCAACAUUGUGAUGUCCAUUGUAGUAUUCCUAACUCUGGAAUUCCUCACCCCACUUUUCAAAUACACUCCAAACGCGAUUCUGUCUGCUAUCAUCAUAAACGCUGUGAUCAAUCUAGUUGACUUGCACGCAGCGUUGUUGAUAUGGAAGAUUGAUAAAUUUGAUUUUGUUGCUUGUAUGGGAGCCUUCCUCGGUGUCAUAUUUUUCUCUGUUGAGAUAGGCCUUCUAAUUGCGGUCUCCAUUUCCUUCGCCAAAAUCCUUCUACAGGUUACCAGACCAAGGACUGCAAUUCUUGGAAAUAUCCCCAGGACGUCUGUUUACCGAAACAUACAGCAAUAUCCCGAAGCAAUCAAAGUCUCUGGCCUUUUGAUUGUGAGAGUUGAUUCAGCAAUUUACUUUUCCAACUCGAAUUACAUUAAGGAGAGGAUAUUGAGAUGGCUGGCUGAUGAGGAAGAAUUGACUAAAAAGUCAUACCAGAACAGAAUCCAGUUUCUGGUAGUUGAAAUGUCACCUGUUACUGACAUAGACACGAGUGGCAUACAUGCUUUGGAAGAGCUAAAUGGGAGCCUCAAGAAAAGAGAAAUUCAGCUGAUUCUGGCAAAUCCAGGGCCCGUGGUGAUCCACAAGCUUCACGCGUCCAAGUUUCCAGAUUUGAUAGGCCAAGACAACAUCUUCCUGACAGUUGCAGAUGCAGUCUCAUCUUGUAAUCCAAAGAUGAUGGACGAAGCUUAGCUUGAACAAAGCAAAAGAAACACAAUUUAGGGACUUGGUUGUAUAAUAUGAAACAAGAUAAGACGCACUCACCAAACUGGGACAUACAGAGCUCAACGCACACAGUGUGAGUGUAUCAGUAGUGGGAUGAAUGGUGAUGUGACGGUGAUGGUGAUGGUGGAGUCAACUCCAUCCCAAUACCAAAAAGAAAAGGAAAAAAAAAGUGUGAGGGGGUGUAAAAUGGGAAAGUGGCAUUGUAUCAUAUAUUCUCCAGUCAAAACAAGAAACAAAGAAUAUCAGAGACAGAUAGCGCAUCAUUCAUGGUUAAA
This is a messenger RNA of Momordica charantia (bitter melon), 3624 nucleotides long. RefSeq names its product sulfate transporter 1.3. The record is from RefSeq and is a predicted model, not a curated record. Gene Ontology annotation, molecular function: secondary active sulfate transmembrane transporter activity. Gene Ontology annotation, biological process: sulfate transmembrane transport. Gene Ontology annotation, cellular component: membrane. NCBI's taxonomy places the organism in Eukaryota, Viridiplantae, Streptophyta, Magnoliopsida, Cucurbitales, Cucurbitaceae.